This is a messenger RNA of Dermochelys coriacea (leatherback sea turtle), 1450 nucleotides long. It is a transcript of the gene MEIG1, whose product is annotated as meiosis/spermiogenesis associated 1. The record is from RefSeq and is a predicted model, not a curated record. NCBI's taxonomy places the organism in Eukaryota, Metazoa, Chordata, Testudines, Dermochelyidae. Gene Ontology annotation, cellular component: nucleus. Bases 227 to 493 code for a protein of 88 amino acids. The transcript is spliced from 3 exons.
AGCCAGCAACAAAACAUCUUCUACAAUACCUUACUGGUUACCCAGAAGCCAAAAAUAUAGUUCCCUUAAAGCAAUCCAGACUUGGGCUCCCACCCAGACAGCCAAGUCAAAUACGUGGAAGAUUACUGAAAAUCUUGUUCAAUAUAUAUAAAGUUCUGCUAAUCCCAACGGAUCGGACACAUUACCCGUCAGUUUCAGCAAAAUAUCUGGUGGAGUUCCUGGAGCCAUGGCUAGCGCUGACAUCAAACCAAAAUCUAUAAGUCGUGCCAAAAAAUGGUCAGAUGAGAUAGAGAAUCUAUACAGAUUUCAGCAAGCUGGAUACAGGGAUGAAAUUGAAUAUAAACAAGUGAAGCAAGUUGAUAUGGUGGAUCGUUGGCCAGAAACAGGAUUUGUGAAGAAACUUCAAAGAAGGGACAAUACUUUCUAUUAUUACAACAAGCAAAGAGAAUGUGAAGACAAAGAAGUCCAUAAAGUGAAAGUUUAUGUUUAUUAAUUUUGUUAAUCCCAACUACAGUGUUUUGUUUUUGUUUGUUGUAAGUAUGUUGCUUUAAUCUAUUUGAUGUUUAUAACAUGUAAGAAAUUAAACAAGGUUUCUGAACUAAUUUGUGCUGUUUUUAAAGAUAGCUGAACAUAUUAGGGGGAGGAGUAGUAAUGUAUGUUCAGCACUGGAUUUUCACAGAGCUUUUGAUGAGGUCCAUAUAAUUAGAAGUGCUAAUCAUUAUUUAGUGCAUUACAUCUUCAAUGUAUUUUACUGACAGUAGCUAACUAAUUCUAACCACAACCAUGGGACAUAGGUAAAUGUUAUUAUCAUCAGUUUACAGAUGGGAAAACUGAGGCAGAAAAGUUAAGUGACAUCCACAGGAUCACGAGGGAGUCGAUGUCAGACCCAGGAUUAGUAUUUGUUAAAGGAAACUGAAUGACCUGGGAGUAGGGGCCAAAACCAUGUUAUGGAUUAAAAACUGGUUAAGUGAUGGGAAACAGUCAUCAUAAAUAUCUUUCUCUCUUAGCAAAGAGGGGUAAAUAGUGAAGUAUCCCAUAGCUCUGUGGGGUUUUUUUAUUAAUAUAAGUAUUAAUGACUUAAAGGAGAAAGUAUUUAGUGAAUUGGUAAAAUUAGCCAAUGAUACAGGAUGUUGGACAGCAAAAACUAAAGAGGAUUAUGAGGAGUUAAACACAUGGUGGGAUGAAGGGAAUAUUGGGCAGCAAGGUGUCAGGUGAAAUCUAAUAUCUUUUUGGAAGUACAUCAAUUAUAAUUCUGGUUUUAGUGACAGAAAGAGAUGGGAUUAUAUUGGUAGCAGCUAAAGAGUAAAUGGAUUAGUAUUUUUCCAGACCUAAACACAACAAUUUUGAAUAGAAGAGAGAGAUUUGUGUCUCUGUGGUGUGGUAUUAGAAGUAGAGAAGCAGAAGUGUCUGUCCUUUACCCUGAAAAUUUAAGGGCAAUGUACUAUGGGAU